Molecule: messenger RNA, 1179 nt
Organism: Fonsecaea pedrosoi CBS 271.37
Lineage: Eukaryota; Fungi; Ascomycota; Eurotiomycetes; Chaetothyriales; Herpotrichiellaceae
Exons: 1
Coding region: 1-1179 (392 amino acids)
Source: RefSeq, a predicted model, not a curated record
AUGGCUUCUACAAGAGACGAAGCAAAGGACGAUGCAGUCAUACCUCCCGAUGCCUUCAAAUAUCUCAAUUCCAUCAAACUUCACCAGCCCCAAUUUCUCGGGAAAAGAUUUGCUCGUCUCUGCAAUAAUUUCAAGUAUAUACCUCCUCCCGGCCACCGAGUGAUGCUGUAUAAGGCCAAACUUGAGCACGAAAGGAUACUUAGCAGGCUAGAGAAAGCGUACCGGCUUCCAUCCUACUGGCCUGGUUGUUUCAAAGAACUUCUUCAAUGGCUUCACCGGAUCGACUUCACUCAAGACAACCAAAUUUAUUUUAACAGAUUUCUUGGCGAGAUUAUGGAAGAAACCGAAUCUGAAUGUUCAAUACCUCUCCUUCAGACGCGAACCCAUGACUUUUUCCUUGUCUGGGAGUCUAGAUUAUCUAUGAUGAACACCCCCUACGCAACUAGGUCUGACGAAGAAACCACCUCUUACGAAAGAAGAACCUCUUACGAAGAAACCAGCUCUGACGAAGAAGCCAGCUCUGACGAAGAAACUAUCGAGAAUAAGUGCGAGGAGCACAGGUGGCUUAUUCAUGAGUUCAACCCAGCUCUUCAAGUAGAGCGCAACUCUGACACCGAAGAACCUAUUCUCCCGCUGCGGUUCGGCCUCCCUGUGGGAAGAGUAACAUGCUUUAAAAAGGGAAAGGGAAAAGACCAUGACGGUUAUAGUUCAUUUCAUCUGGUCUUCCAUCCAGUUGACAAGAGCUUUUGGAUGGUGGUGGAUCGCUACUUGGGCUGGGAGAGGUUUGGUGAGUGUGGCUCUGAUGUGGAUGUGCAUUCAGACACGCCUGUAUACGAAUAUCUAGACAACAAAGAACGAAACAUUCGCCUACGCUUGCGAUUUGGGAGGCGGAACAAUAUGGCGGGAGCCGAGGCAUUCCGUUUGGGGUCAGCGGAUCUUUGGUUCCCCAAAGGCUUGGGACUGAGUGAGCUCGACGCCGGCAAACUAGUUUCUAGAUCCGAUCGGCGACAUCGGCGGCCGGCUGUUGACUUCUCCAGCCUUCCAAAGGUAUCGCGGUUUCGAGACUCCGAGGCCCCGCAAAUUCACAUCGCAGAGGACUCCAGCUUCCAGAGCUAUCUUGCAGAAAACGGAGUGGUGAAAGGACGCUCAUGGCUUAGUGUGUCACCAUUGCCUGCCUGA